GUCAGUUGUGCAGCACUCUAGGAGGCAUGAACAAAGUUAUGUAUUUGAAAGUUAUGGACACACACACACACAAAAGAGGCCUUUAUGGUUUUUUGGAUUUGGAAAACAGUAAGUUUUUCAGAUCCCCUUCCCCACAACCCUGGCAGUAUUUAUUUUUUUGGAAAAUGUAAAGAAAAUGAAGGUAUGGUUGGACCUUUCACAAAUCCUUUGUGACCUUGGCUUGCUUACUGUUUAUAUUUUACCAAGUGAUGGCAUAAGUUUGAACACAACCUUCGUUAAAUUGAUGAUUAAUUCAACAAUUCAUCAAAAUAAUUCAUCCAAAUAAGUAGUGACUGCACAUUGAGAGGAUUUAGUAGAAGUAAGUCUCUGAAAUGCAGGAUUUAUUCAAUCCGGGUGUGUUGUGCAACAAUGGCCUGUUUAUAGUAGGAUAUACAGAAAAGGCAUAAGUAGACUUCUCACAAGGCAAUUGUAAUCUGUAAAUAAAAAUACUAACACCCUUAACAGUGGUGAAGACUAAGGUAGUAUGAUGAAUUGUGAGAGAUUCAGAGACUAAAAGCAUUGUAGGGAUUUUUAAAUAUAGGUGAAGGUUUUAAGAGAGGAGUGGCAGGGCCAGUUGCCAAAGCAGUAGAAAGCAUUAUCUGUUUGCAGGAAAUGAGCCUGAUGUGACUAAAGUAGGGGUGAGUAUUGGGUAGGUAAUGCGAGUACAGGCUGUGGAAAGCCAUGAAGUUCAAGUAGAAGAAUCUGGACUCAGUGACUGGACAUCUUUCCUACUCCCAUCUUUUGGCAAAUGCGCAUGUCAGGAUAUGGAUCAGAGUGGUGGCAUAAGGAAUGGAAUGAAAGCAUGGGUGAUGGAAACACAUUUUUAAAGCAAAAACAGGACUUGGUCACUGUUCAGCUGUGGAUAAUGAAAUGGAUGCCAAGAUGCCUCCAAAUCUUCAAUCACAGGAGGCUUUCCAUCAUUCAGCAGAUAGGAACAAGGGCUUUGAAAAAUUUUGGCCAUCACCAUCAGAUCCUGUACACUUUGAAGUGGAGACCUGUCAUGAAAAAUUAGAAAGCAUGUCAGAAUCGGAUGCCUUGAAUUUCAGUGUUCUUUCUGAAGACUUAACUCACUCACAUUCUCCCUUCUGUAUGGAAACUGGCCUCAGUGCUUCAUACUUUCCUCAGAAUGAAACAAAAAAUGCAAAAAGGGAGAAUGAGUCUAAACCCACACUUUCUGAAGAUAUUUGUAGCAUACAAGACAGUUUAGGUGAUAACAUCAUUGGAAAUUACUCACGGAAUAUUCAAAUUCAGCCUGUUAACACCUGCAUGACUUCAUUGAGACAAUUUGAACCCAUUUGCAAAUUUCAUCAGCUAGAAGCGUUUAAUGAUGAAAUGACAACAUUUCAAAAUCUGACAGAAGACUUUUCUUACAUGGAAAAGCCAGAAUUGCAAAGCCUUGUGUAUAAUUAUGCAAAAGAUACCAAUAUAAAGCAAGAUUUAUGUAAGGAAGAAAAUCCAAUGGAAACUAGCAUUUCUGCAAAUAAAGACCAGCUUGCUCAUGAGUGUGUCAGGCAGUCUGCUCAGAGUCCACAUCUAAUCCACUGCAAUGGAGAGACACUGCAGUAUAUGGAAAAGUCACUGGCUAAAAGCACUGCUAUGGAAUCUGUCCUUAACCCUAGUCAACCUCAGAGCUUUUUAUAUAAAGAAGGUGUCCUCAGAAAUUUUGAAAACCCAUUUUAUAAUGAGAAUAGCUUUAGCCUGCUUCAUCAGAGAGUUAAUUAUAAAACAGAGGAGACUGAAGUUUCUUCAAAAGAAACACAAAAUCCUGAGGAGAUUGCUGAAAUGUCUGUCAGUCAACAGGAAGAAACCACAGCAAGAAGUGUGGAAAGCCCAGGGGUUGUCUUAAGUUGGUCUCCAGGCAUCUCCAGGAGUGGGGGAACUUCUUGGGAGAACUGCUUGACACCUGACACACAGCAAAGCUUGGAAAGCUUACAGCCAUUAGAAGAGGACAUGGCUUUAAACGAAGCUUUACGGAAAUUAAAGUACACCAACAAAAAGCAGCAGAUGCGUAUCCACGACUUCCAGUGUAAGAACCUGCAUUUAGAGAAGAAGGUUAAAGAACUACAGAUGAAGAUUACCAAACAGCAAGUGUUCAUUGACAUCAUAAAUAAGCUGAAGGAAAAUAUUGAAGAAUUGAUUGAAGACAAAUACAACAUAAUCCUAGAGAGGAAUGAUGUUAAGAAGAAAUUACAGAAUUUGCAAGAGAUUUUAACUAACACCAAAAAACGUCUUCAAGAAUCUAAGAAAGAGAAGGAAAUCUUACAGAUGGAAGUUAAAAAAGUCAAGGUCAGUUAUAUUCGUUUACAGGAAAGGUGCAUUACUGAAAUGCAACAAAAAAAUAGAUCUGUAAGUCAAUGUAUAGAGAUGGACAAAACCUUAAGCAAGAAAGAAGAAGAGAUAAGAAGGCUGCAGCAACUUAAUGGAGAAAUGGAGAAAACUACCACUUCUGCUUUAGACUUGUUGAAAAGGGAAAAAGAGACCCGAGAACAAAAGUUCUCAUCUUUACAGGAGAAUUUCCAGAAACUUGAAAAGGAAAACUUCAAAGAAAGACAGAAGUUGAAAUCAAGAAUUGAUAAAUUGAUUCCUCAGGUUAAAAAUUUGCUGGUCACAUGUGAAAAUGAAAAGGCCAAGAAUUCAGAACUCCAGCAGCAGAUCAAUGGAGUAAAAAAUGAAAAUACAAAACUUCAGCUGCAAGUUUCAAAAAGUGAGGAACAAAAUUGUGUCCCUAAAUUUAAGAGAGCUCAGUUAAUACAGCCACUAGAGGAACUAAUGGAACCAGAUGUUACCAAGGAUACUAAGAUGAUACAUUCUAAUCUGUUACUGAAUUGCUCACCUUGUGAAGAAGAGAGCUUAAAUACUCCAGGUCAGAAAACUCCUCAGCUGACCUCCAAAAUUCACAGUCUUCUGUCUUUGAUGGUAGGACUUCUCACAUGUCAGGACAUCACCAAUCCUGAUGUUGAACAUUGCAAAGAAAAUGAGAAAGUUAGUGACAUAAUGCUGCAAAAAUUGAAGAGCCUUCUUCUUAGGAAGAUAGAUUUAGAUAAAGAGCUACUGAAACAUAAAGACAGAAUUACAACCUUUAGAGAGUUAAUUGCUAGUGAAAAAGCAUUUCAAGAUCACCUUACUGAGGUCACAAACUUUGAUUCAGAUGAAGCCAAGAAUGUCACAGAUGCACCUGUCCUAUUGGGAGUCAAACUGGAUAAGUACCACAGUCUAAAUGAGGAGCUUGACUUCUUGAUCACAAAAUUGGGAGAUCUUCUGGAGUCAAAAGAAGACCAUUGUAAUCGACUCAUGGAAGAGAAUGACAAGUAUCAAAGACAUUUAGGCAACCUAAUAAAUAAGGUUACAUCAUAUGAAGAAAUUAUCAAAUGUGCUGAUCAAAGGCUUGAGAUAUCUCACUUCCAAAUUGCACAUUUGGAAGAGAGAAAUAAAUGUUUGGAAGAUUUAAUGAGAAGGCCCAGAGAAAGAGCCAGAAAAUCAAGACCAAGAUUAGAAAAUCAUCCGAAGUCCAUGACCUUGAUGCCAGAUAUUUUUAAGGGAAAUAGAAAUGAUUUCUAUUAAACAAGACUGAAGAUUAAGCACUGGUCAUUUUCAUCAGCCACUCCAGGAAGAAUCAUUUCUAAGUAUACUACUCCAACUAAUCAUACAAGUGAA
Molecule: messenger RNA, 3693 nt
Organism: Sciurus carolinensis (gray squirrel)
Lineage: Eukaryota; Metazoa; Chordata; Mammalia; Rodentia; Sciuridae
Gene: Cage1
Product: cancer antigen 1
Exons: 14
Coding region: 910-3600 (896 amino acids)
Source: RefSeq, a predicted model, not a curated record